CCGCUGCCGGACCGCAGAGCCCGGGGAGGCAGGGCCGACGGCUGCGGGCCGGGGAGACGCGGGGUCGCGGAGCGGAGGGCGUCCCGGCGGGGCGUGCGGUCGCGUCGGUCGGGGUCCGCGGAGAGCGCCUGGCGGGCAGGCUGCCUGCGCCCGGGACCCGCCAUGGCUGGGUCGCUGAAAAGGAAGUUUGACCAGUUGGAAGAGGAUGACUCCUCGCUCUGCUCGUCUUCGUCUUUGUCCUCCUCGGGCCGCUGCUCUGGCCCCUGCUCCCCAAGCUCCCCAGCCUGGGACCUGGAAGAGGAGGGCCCCUGGGAUCGGAUGUCCCUGCCGGACCGGACCGUCAGUGGCCCCCAGAGUUUUACCCCCUCGUCCAUCCUGAAGCGGGCCCCCCGGAAGCGCCUGCGCCGCGUCGCCUUCAACGGCACCACCGUCUUCUACUUCCCGCGGUGCCAGGGCUUCACCAGCGUGCCCAGCCGCGGGGGCUGCACCCUGGGCAUGGCCCCUCGCCACAGCGCCUGCCGCCGCUUCUCCUUGGCUGAGUUUGCCCAGGAGCAGGCCCGGGCACGGCAGGAGAAGCUCCGCCUGCGCCUGAAGGAGGAGAAGCUGGAGGUGCUUCGAGCGAAGCUUACGGAGGCUGGGGUCCCUGAGGCGGAGGCUGGCCUGACGCUGACAGUGGACGCCAUUGACGAUGCCUCUGUGGAUGAGGAGUUGGCGGAGGCCGUGGCCGGCGGCCGGUUGGAGGAAAUGACCUCCCUGCACCCCUACCCGGCCCGGAAGCGGCGGGCCCUGCUGCGGGCUGCGGGCGUGCGCAAGAUCGACCGGGAGGAGAAGCGGGAGCUGCAGGCUCUGCGCCAGUCCCGGGAGGACUGUGGCUGUCGCUGCGACGGGGUCUGUGACCCCGAGACCUGCAGCUGCAGCCUGGCAGGCAUCAAGUGCCAGAUGGACCACACGGCGUUCCCCUGCGGCUGCUGCAAGGAGGGCUGCGAGAACCCCAAGGGCCGCGUGGAGUUCAACCAGGAGCGGGUUCAGACCCAUCUGCUCCACACGCUCACCCGCCUGCAGCUGGAGCAGGGGGCUGAGAGCCUCAGGGAGCUGGAGGCCCCUGCCUUGGGCGGCCCACCCAGCCCUGGAGGGCAGACCCUGGGCCCCACCUUCGCCCUGGCCAGCCCCCCCGUGAGCAGCGAGCUGGGAGACCACAGCUGCAGCAGUGACAUGACCGAUUCCUCGGAGGCAUCGGGCACUAGCGAGUCCUCCGACAGUCCUGCCCAUCCGGCCCUGCCUGACCCUGGCUUUCAGCCUGGCUCGGAUGAUGACAGCCUGGAGCAGAUCCUGAGGUUCAGUGACUCAGACCUGGGCGGAGAGGAGGAGGAGGAAAAAGGGGGCGUGGGGAACCUCGACAACCUUAGCAUCUUCCACCUCGCCGAUAUCUUUGGCUCCGGUGACCCCGGUGGCCUGGCCGGCUGGACCCACAGCUAUUCCAAUACCAGCUUCACAUCGGGCAUCCUGGAUGAAAAUGCCAACCUGGAUGCCAGCUGCUUCCUAAACAGUGGCCUUGAAGGGUUGGGAGAAGGCAGCCUCCCUGGCACCGAGGUGCCGCCCAGCCUGGACGCCGGCCAGAGCAGCUCCGUGGACCUCAGCUGGUCUUCCUGCGACUCCUUCGAGCUGCUCCAGGCCCUGCCGGACUACAGGCUGGGGCCCCACUACGCCUCUCGGAAGGCGUCCGACACCCUGGACAACUGGGAGGCACCCCACUUUUCCCCGCCCGGGGACACCGGCGUUUGCUUCUUGGAAUCCAUCAUGGGCUUGUCUGAGCCAGCUGCCGAGGACGCUGGCUUCCUUCUGGGACUGCCAGUGGUGUGAGGACACAGCCCUGGCAUCCCUGCUGGGGCCCGUGCCUGUUACGAGGACUAGGGUGCCUUUUCCCGGCCCCGAAAGCCCUGUUGCUGCUGUGUCAUAAUUUGGGGGCUCUGUGGGGCCUGUAUGUAAAACCUGUCCCCCAUUAGCUGACGCACCCAUGCGGGCAUUCCUGAUUUUCAUGCAACACUCUGAUGUAUUAUUUAUUUUUGUAACUUGCUGUGCUGGAGAGAGUGGGAGGGGGCUCCCUCCUUCGGCCCCCCAGCCCCUGGUGCCCAGUCUCUCCCACUUCCAUGGCGCAUGCCAGGAAGAGGAGGGCGUGAUGUUUCUCAGCCUGAUGACAGCGACACAGGGCUGGAAACAUCUACCUCUUCCGGCUUCUGCCACCCUGAGCCUUCCCCACCCCGGGUGGCUGAAUCCUCUGGACUGUGAAGACUAUAAUUUAUUUCCAUAAUUUAUUUGGAGACGAGGCAGCUUAGGCUUCUCGCCCCUGGCUGGCAGGCAACGCUGAGGUCAGGGUGGGGCACGGACCCUGUGAGUCCCCCUUUUACCUGGUAGUCCUGCAGCCCCGCCUGCCUGGUCGUAGGUGCAGACCAGAUGUGGAUUCAAACCCUGUGUCCGCUGUGGCAGCUGCCUGGCUCCGGAUGGCUGAGCAGGCAGAGGUUCGCCUCGGACAGAGGAGGGACUGAACUGACCAACCGUGACCCACUCGGCCCCCCUCCACUUCCUGUCCUCUGCCCCGUCCCUCCCCUCCCCCAAGGGCCAUGGCCUUUAGUCCGGGCCCAUGGAUGUAGGAAGGGGAAGCAGGAGGCGGAGAGAGCGAGAGGGGCUCGCCUCAGUGCCUCGGGGCCCGCCACACGCCCUGGAAGACAAUCUCAGGGCUUUCUGGACACUGCACUCCAGCCCGGCCCGCCCGCCUGCUCCCUCGGCCAGUGGGCCAGGGCCCGGGGUGGUGCCUUACGGCUCUUCUGCCCGUUUGUUGGUGAUGAGUUUUGCAUCCGGAUUUCUAUAUUGUCCCUCGAUAUUGUAACUAUAAUUUAUUCAUUUCUCUCUGUGUCUGUGCCAAGGAGCCCAGGCGCUGCGCCUGCCUUCUUACCCAGGAGGCCGUCAGCCUGUGUGCUCGUGGGAACACCUUAUGCCUGAACUUACAGGUACCAAUAAAAAGGCUCCAUUUUUAA
Molecule: messenger RNA, 3032 nt
Organism: Pipistrellus kuhlii (Kuhl's pipistrelle)
Lineage: Eukaryota; Metazoa; Chordata; Mammalia; Chiroptera; Vespertilionidae
Gene: CSRNP1
Product: cysteine and serine rich nuclear protein 1
Exons: 5
Coding region: 163-1860 (565 amino acids)
Biological process (GO): regulation of transcription by RNA polymerase II
Cellular component (GO): nucleus
Molecular function (GO): DNA-binding transcription factor activity, RNA polymerase II-specific; sequence-specific DNA binding
Source: RefSeq, a predicted model, not a curated record